CCCCCGCUGUUCGUGGCCGAUGUGCGGGCCCGAGUGCGACGCCCAGCCCGACCACGAGCCCGAGUGCCAGGUUACGAGUGCCGCCGGGCUGAACCUGGACGCCGAGAUGGCCAGUGCCGAGACGCCCGUUCACCUGUACGAGGUCGUCACGGUUCUCAGAUGCCUCGUGAUUGCAAGCAGGGACAACAAGAAGUGGCGAGCGAGCACAGAACGCCUGAAUACCCGGUACCUGAAGGCCGUCGGAUCGCCCCAGUACCACCACAACCAGGAAUAUGUGGUUAAUGCCUUAAGGGAUAAGUUUCUCUUACACCAACACCCGGGAGUUGAUGCGUCUGAUGCUGCCAUACACACUGCUCUAGGCUUGCUUCAGAUCAACAACAUUCCCACAAAGACGCGCUAUGGAGAAGUUCAAGCCAUUUACCCAAUGUCUUCGUUACUGAGUCAUUCGUGCAUCCCCAACACCAAAAUGCAGUGGGAGAACGGACGUCUGACCGUACGGGCAUCAGACCCCAUCAAACGCGGCGACCCCAUCACCGCCAUCUUCACAGACAUCCUCUGGGGCACGAGGGCAAGGCAAGACCACAUCCAGCAGACGAGACUCCUCACCUGCACUUGCAAACGGUGCCAGGACCCGACGGAACUUAACACCUUCUUCUCAGCUCUGAAAUGCCGAAGGUGCGGGGGGACCGUGUUACCAGAGAAGCCCCUGGACGACGGGAGUUCUUGGCUCUGUCGGGAGUGCUCUCAUCAGAUGACCACAGAAGAAGUACUAGGGACGAAUUUGGCCCUGGGUGCGGCCGUGGAGGUAGCACUAACCAAACCCUCCAUAACGUCCCUCGAGGCUCUGCAGAAGGAGUGGGUGCAGCGAGUCCAUCCCAACCACUACCACCUCCACGCCGUCAAGCACUCGCUCCUGCAGCUCUACGGGAGAUCCAAGGAGAAAGCAAACGAGGAGGAGAAAGACGAAGCCCACUGGAUCGAAAUCGACAAGAAGGAGAAAGUCUGCAAGGAAUUCCUCACCGUGUGUUCCCGUCUGGAUCCCUCCACCCAGCACACAAUUCCCUUCGUCGGCCUCACGUUCUACGAAUACCACAAGACGAUCCUGCAGAAUGCCCAGCGCCACUUUUCCCAGGCGAAGCUGACGACGCAGCAGCUCAAGAAACGAAUGCUCCUGUCCAAGGCUUUGUUACGAAAAGCUCUCGAGAUUUUCAAGAACGAACCGGAGGAUACACCCGAGGGCCAGCUGUGUAUUACGUGUGAGGAAGAAAUAAUUCGUAUAGGAAAGUGGAUGCUGGCAGUAGGGUUGGUAUGAGUGUUAGUGUGAGUCGGUGUAUGGGUUAGCAUGAGAGAGAGAGAAGGAGAGUGAAGGAAAGAGAGAGAAAGAGAGAAAAAUAUGAUGGGAGGGAGAUAUCAGAUUCAAAUAGAGUGAGAGAAUAAGAAAAGAUUGGAAAGGGAGGGAGAGGGGGAAGGGCAAUGAGAGAAAGAGAAAACAAAAUUGAGAGAAAGAUAAAAAAGUAGAGGGUGAAGAGAGCGAGAGAGAGAGAAAGAGAAAGCGAAAAUAAAAUAUAAAUGGAGGGAGGAA
This is a messenger RNA of Penaeus indicus, 1582 nucleotides long. RefSeq lists its product as uncharacterized. The coding region runs from base 20 to 1312 and encodes 430 amino acids. The record is from RefSeq and is a predicted model, not a curated record. Gene Ontology annotation, molecular function: protein binding. The transcript is spliced from 5 exons. NCBI's taxonomy places the organism in Eukaryota, Metazoa, Arthropoda, Malacostraca, Decapoda, Penaeidae.